Molecule: messenger RNA, 2430 nt
Organism: Homarus americanus (American lobster)
Lineage: Eukaryota; Metazoa; Arthropoda; Malacostraca; Decapoda; Nephropidae
Exons: 5
Coding region: 1-1515 (504 amino acids)
Source: RefSeq, a predicted model, not a curated record
AUGGUUGAAAGAUCAGUCUGUGGCAACUCCAGCCCGGGGGUAUAUAAAGCGCGUCGUCAACAAAGCCACGUCAGUUGCAUACCAGCUCCUCGUGAUCGUCUCAUGGAGAGCAGUGAAGACAACAGCAAUAGUAGUAAGACAACGGGUGGGGCGGAUGAGUCCCCCUUCCCCCUGGCCACUGCUUUGGCAACACUGAAGCAGAAGACAGCGAUGGAGGCGCCUCAAGUGGACAAUUUCGUUAGCGAGUGUCGGUCAGAGGUUGGUGACGUGCACCCGAGCCACGAGUGGUGGUCAUGCUCAUCGUCCGGCUACCACAGUGGUGUUGGCACCUCGGAGGUCAGCGUCAAGGAACGGGCUGCUCUGAAUGCUUCCUUAACCACCGAUUAUGCCAGCGACGAUGACAGUGACUGGGGUGAGGACGAGUGGCCAGUGGAACGCCCGCUACCCCUGCCUGAGUGGGGUUGUGGGCGCCCCGAGGUGAACUUCUCCACCCUCCACCACUAUCAGAGGUUCCUGGCACGUCUCACCCACCACCUCCACCAUGCCCUCGCCGACCUUCCAUACGACACUCUUUCUAACUUUAUCACAUUCUCAAAGGAGUUUGUGGAGUCACGGGACGAGUACCCAGAGCUGCUGGAGUUCUACCGUGACUAUGAUCCACCGCUGCUGCCCGGGCGUUACACCUGUGUGGGCCUGGCAGCUGACCUCGCCACCAGGUUGUCUGUUCUUGAAACUAACUACCCGGGCCUCAAGGAUGCCACUUACCAGGUGUCUUGUGAGGAAGAGGUGAAGGCAUUAGAUUGGUACUGCUCACUGAAGGAGCCUCCUGUGGCCAGCUGCAUCAAGGAACACGUAUUACUGUGUAUCAGAAUCCGUGUGGCAGGUCGUGCUGGCGUGCUGCUCUUUGACCCUGGCUACCAUGUUGGGGAGCCCAUCACAGUUAUGGAGGAUGGUCUUGCCCCUCAGUCAGGUAUCAUAAAGGCCAGCACUACACGUUCAGAAGUCCACCGCACCUUUCAGUACCAUUUCUGUGCAGACAAUCCAGCCUUUGUGGCCUGGGAGGUGGUUGAAGAACGAGAUGGAAAACCAAAGAAGAAGUUUACAAGUCUAAUCCACGUCUCGAGACCAUUUCUGUCUGGAGUGGAUAUCGCUGAACGUCGUAAUCUGGUAGAAACCUUCAAGACUCUGCUGGGGCGUGACGAUGAAGGACAUCUCACAUGUGGACUCUACUUCCCCAUCAGGAAUUGCUACAAUACAAACAUUUCUUUCUUCCAUCAAGUUGAAGGCAUCAUGAAACACCUCAGACAGCCACUGAGUUCCUUCUUAGAUGAUGCCUUACUGGAAGAAGUUGAGGAGGCUGUGGCUGCAGUAGCAGCAGGGAUAGGUCGCACCAAAAACGACUUACAGUCCAGUCUGGUGACUUUAGCUCAUCUGCUGCUGGAUGAAGACCUGGUGAAGCAGGUGAUGGAGCUGAACAGUGCCAUCAUCAAGAUCAACAGUUCAUUAGUGACUUAGAUCUGUUUCUCUAUCUCUACAUAAUUGACAUUAUGAUAGACAAUGAGGCUGAAGUAGAACUGUCGUAAGAAUUUAAAAUGAAAUUGUCUUGGGAAUUCCAUUAUGUAGAACAGUAUUACUUUAAGAGUUUCUGUUGGUUCAUAUUAGCAUUUCAGUUUCCAGAGACAUUUAAAAACAACAAUACUGUACAACAAUAAAUUUCACACUGCAAAUAUAUUCAGGGUACAGUAUAGAUUUAUCAAAGCUAAAAAUAAGUCUUAGAAUAAAUGUGAUAUCACAACCAGGGAUCAACUACAUAACAUAUUCUUCCAGAGCCUGAGAAUAGGUGCCGUUUUUUUAAUAAAUACGUGAGUCAGGAUUGUAUCUUACAAACCCAUUAUUAUUAUAUGAGGCACUCGGGGUGAAAAAUAGAUAAGCAGAGGUAAAGUAAGCCAGAAAUUGCACGUAAAAUUUACCAAAUUUGAAAUAAGUUUAAUAAAAAAAUAUCCUCACUGUUGCUUGUUCCAGUACUCGACCAAAAUACCAGUGAAAAUCAUCUAAAAAUUUGUUAGAAUAAACAGUCUACCACAGAAGGUAAAAAAAACUCCACAACGGAGUAUAUAUAAUGGUGCUGUACAUUACUGUCAGUCUAAGAGUAGAUACAGUAUAAUGUACUGUAUAUCAGCAUUACAUAUACUUUUAUCUUCUUCUCCACUAGAUGGCUCUAGCCAAAUUCCAACACAGACUGACUUUUUCAAACUAGGUGGCACAAAGGAACAGCCGAUCUUUUGGUGAAGAGGAUAAAAGUAAAAAUUAAAGUAUGACAUCACGCCUCAUUGGCUGAAGACAAGCCUAAGGCCUUCAUUCUAUAGGCUCGAAAUUGGUGGGAACACUCCUGACAUUGUUACAAUGUAAUAAAAAUAAAUAUUGGUAUAC